CGUCCCGCAGCCUCCGCCUCCGCCUCCCUCCUUCCCUCCUCCUCCUCCUCCUCCUCCUCCUCAUUCGACCUUCAAUCACCUCAUCCCCACCGGCGACCCCGAGGAUAAGAACCCGAGUCGCGCCUCGCUCAAAAUCCCGACGAAUCUCGGGCCGCAUCGAGGAAUCCCCGAGGGUAUUCAUCAAGAAUCCAACCAAGAAACCCCCCCGCCCGGCCCCGGUCGGUGGUCUCCGGCCAUGGACACGGACCCGCUGCUCCCGACCACGGCGCCGCAGCUGCUCCACCCGCUGCCGGAGCACGCGCCGGUCUCCAACUUCGACGCCGCGCCGCCGCCCUCCCCGGCCUCCUCCUACAAGGACCGCCUCAUCUUCGGGCCCCACCACCCGCCGCCGCCGCCGCCGCCCCCUCCCCCUCCCCCGCCGUCGGGGCACCACCACUACCGCCGCAUCUCCGUCGGCCACGCGGACCCGUUCCGCGACUACGACCACCCGUCCUGCUCCUCCUCCCCUCCCUCCGACGAGGAGGCCCCGCCCCAGCCCACCACGCCCUCGCUCUUCAAUCUCAUCAGCGGCCGCACCAACCUCCACCGCUCCCGCACCGCGCCCGCCAUGGCGCCGCUCAGCGCCGCCGUCCUCGCCGCCUCCGCCGAGGCCGACCACCACAACCCGCCACCGCCGCCGCGGAGGCCGGCCAUCGUGCUGCACGCCUUCCUCUUCUUGCUCGCCUACCUCGCCCUCGGCGUCACCUUCUACGCCGCCUUCCCGGCCAACUUCACCUCCUCCGCCGGGCCCACCCACCCCGUCGUCGACGCCCUCUACUUCUGCAUCGUCACGCUCUGCACAAUCGGCUACGGGGACAUCACCCCGGCCAGCCCUGCCGCCAAGCUCUUCGCCAUAUCCUUCGUCCUCAUCGGCUUCGGCUUCGUCGACAUCCUCCUCUCCGGCAUGGUGUCCUAUGUGCUCGACCUCCAGGAGCACCUCCUCAUCACCGCAAUCAAGAACCCCCGCUCUGCACGCAAGCACAGGCACAACUACAUCUUUGACAUCAAGAAGGGCCGAAUGCGCGUCCGCAUGAAGGUCGCCCUUGCCCUUGGUGUGGUGGCCAUCUGCGUCGGCGUUGGGGCCACCGUGCUCAGGAAGGUGGAGAGCAUGGGCUGGCUUGAUGCCGUUUACCUUGCAGUGAUGUCGGUGACCACGGUCGGGUACGGCGAUCACGCGUUCAGGACGCUGCAUGGACGCCUUUUUGCCUCUGCGUGGCUUCUUGUGUCCACGCUAGCCGUGGCACGGGCAUUCCUCUACUUGGCGGAGAUGAGGAUCGACAAGAGGCACCGUGCAAUGGCCAACUGGGUGCUCUCCAGAGACAUGACCGUGUCAGAGUUUCUCGCUGCAGAUAUCGACAACAAUGGCUAUGUCACGAAAUCGGAGUUUGUGGUCUACAAGCUGAAAGAGAUGGGGAAGAUUUCGGAUAAGGACAUCAGGAUGAUCGUGGACCAGUUCCAGAGGCUGGACUCAGGAAACUGUGGAAAGAUCACGCUCUCGGAUCUUCUCCAGAGUCAUCACCUGGGCCAUGAACCCAGGGACAAGAAAAGGGGGAAGAAUUCGUGACGCAUGGCGCCGAGAAAAUGUCGUAGGGUAGUAAAGAAUUUUGGGCUGUAAAAUAUAUGAAACCAGCAAAGGUUAGUGCUAGGACGCCUGCAUCGAAUGGGAUUAAGUUGAAGGUAGAAUAGCUCCAGAUCAUUUCAUCGUGCCUGUAGGAAGGAAGCUGUAAAUACAAGCAAAGCAGUUAUCGAGAUUCUUUUCUUUGGAAAA
This is a messenger RNA of Hordeum vulgare subsp. vulgare (domesticated barley), 1807 nucleotides long. RefSeq names its product two pore potassium channel c-like. Bases 236 to 1603 code for a protein of 455 amino acids. Gene Ontology annotation, biological process: stabilization of membrane potential; potassium ion transmembrane transport. NCBI's taxonomy places the organism in Eukaryota, Viridiplantae, Streptophyta, Magnoliopsida, Poales, Poaceae. Gene Ontology annotation, cellular component: plant-type vacuole membrane. Gene Ontology annotation, molecular function: potassium ion leak channel activity. The transcript is spliced from 2 exons. The record is from RefSeq and is a predicted model, not a curated record.